AUGGCUGAUGGUGCUUCUUACAUUCGUUGUAUAAUGGGUGGAGUUCUGCUAGAGAAAGCUAGAGUCAGUGCUCGAAAGAAUAACAACGAGAAAAGUCGCUCGAUCUCGCCCAUGUCACCGCCACGCUCUCGCAAGCGCCUCGCACGUGUUGCGUCGCUACCAACCGGUGUUGCACGUGGUAAAGUUGGCGAAUAUAUCGCCAAGCAUGAACGUGGAAUUCCGAACCCAGCGAUCGGACGGGAUCGACCUGUGCGUAUUGUUCGUCAAUAUGCCAUGGUCGACAAAGAGACAUAA
Angiostrongylus costaricensis is the source of this 294-nucleotide messenger RNA. Lineage: Eukaryota; Metazoa; Nematoda; Chromadorea; Rhabditida; Metastrongylidae. The record is from the annotation of a GenBank genome assembly.